Apiotrichum porosum is the source of this 900-nucleotide messenger RNA. RefSeq lists its product as uncharacterized. Lineage: Eukaryota; Fungi; Basidiomycota; Tremellomycetes; Trichosporonales; Trichosporonaceae. The transcript is spliced from 5 exons. The record is from RefSeq and is a predicted model, not a curated record. Bases 1 to 900 code for a protein of 299 amino acids. Gene Ontology annotation, molecular function: RNA binding; translation initiation factor activity; ribosome binding. Gene Ontology annotation, cellular component: eukaryotic translation initiation factor 2B complex; eukaryotic 48S preinitiation complex; eukaryotic translation initiation factor 2 complex.
AUGACCCGCUUCUACGAGAACAAGUACCCCGAGGUGGACCAGCUCGUCAUGGUCCAGGUCCAGUCCAUCGAGGACAUGGGUGCCUACGUCAAGCUCCUUGAGUACGACGGUGUCGAGGGCAUGAUCCUGCUUUCCGAGCUUUCGCGCAGGCGAAUCCGUUCCGUGCAAAAGCUCAUUCGUGUCGGUCGUAACGAGGUCGUCGUCGUGAUGCGUGUGGACCCCGAGAAGGGCUACAUUGACCUGUCAAAGCGUAGGGUGUCCGCCGAGGAGGUCGUCAAGUGCGAGGAGCAGUACGAGAAGGGCCGCGCCGUCGACUCGAUCCUCACCCAGGUGGCCAAGCGCCGCAACGUCUCCACCGAGUCGCUGUACGAGCAGAUUGCCUGGCCCCUUCACAGCAAGUACGGCCACUCGUACGAGGCCUUCAAGCUCUCGAUCCAGGAGCCCGAGGCCGUCUUUGGCUCCCUCGGCAUUGACGCCGACACCCUCGUCGAGCUCAAGCACACCAUUGCCCGUCGUCUUACCCCCAAGCCCGUCAAGGUCCGUGCCGACAUUGAGGUCAAGUGCUUCGACUACCAGGGUAUCGAGGCCAUCCGCCGUGCCCUCAAGGCCGGUGAGGCUCUGUCGACGGAGGAGGUCCCCAUCAAGGUCCGCCUCGUCGCUCCCCCCCUCUACGUCAUGUCGACCACCUCAACUGAUAAGACUGCCGCCAUUGACACCAUGGAGAAGGCCGUCGCCGCCAUCACCGCCUCGAUUGAGAAGGAGAAGGGUGACGUCGUCGUCAAGAUGGCCCCCAAGGUUGUCUCGGAGACCGACGACGCCGAGCUCAAGGCUCUCAUGGAGCAGUUCGAGCAGGCCAACAUGGACGUUGCGGGCGACGACGACUCGGAGGAGGAGGACUAG